AAUAAUAAUGUUUCGACUCUGUAACGCGUAUUGUGUACAUAAGAUACGGUAGCUACGGCAGCAGCAGCGGCUCUAUCCGCACGACAGCCCUGAGAGCAGCGCUGUCGCGAGCGCCGACGGCAGUGGCAUAGUCCGAGGCCGGUCCGCCGAGCAGCGCGGCGGUCGGACGGUUGCAAGAGACGGGAGCGCGGCGCGCGCUCACACACGCGCACGCGAACGGGCGCACGACGACGGUGCACGCCGCUAAACACCAACGACAACAACUACGCGCUCGCGUCGGCCCGUUUGUGAGCCGUCGGGCGCGGUGUGUCGUCACCCGUCAUCGGCGGUCGUCACUUCUCACGUCAGUCCGCUCUCGUGCACCGUGCGUACGAAACUUCGGACCUCCGCCGCACACGCACACGCGCCGUCCGCGGUCUCGGUAGUUCCGUCGCGUAUUUCGCAUACACGAUAAUAUAAUAACAUUAAAACAUCGUCGUCUCCUGCUAAGUUUUGCAUUUUUGGUUUUUUAUUUUUAUUUUUUUAUCGUUGUUUUAUUUUUUUUUAUUUAAAAUUUUUCAAAAGUGAAACGGGCGCGAUCAUAAUUCUCCCAACGGAUUUUUUUUCACCGCAAGCUUAUAUGCGUCCGUACUUGAAUUUUUUUUUUUUGUUCGACGCUCAAAAGAAUCCUCGGCCGUUCAUGAUCGCGUCGUCGUAAUAAUCGCUCGCGCGCCUCGUCUGGCGGUUAAGCGGCAGCGAUUUAUAUAUAAAUAUAAAUAAUAUAUAUAUAUAAAUGUAAUAAAUACAACUAUCCACGCGCACGCAAUAUAUAUAAAUAUAUACAUGAUAUGUAAAACCGUUAUAUACUCUAAACUGAUCUGGACUUGUCUUCUUGUGUUCUGUUGCCGACCCUGACCUAACGCCGACCGACGUCUGAACUCUGCCGACAUCGUCUACUUCACCAAAAUCACCUACGCCUGCGGUCGUCUGUCACCUAAACCCCGUCCGAAACCACAACAAUUAUCAUCAUCGGCGACCUCGGGGACGCUGCCGUCGGUACGCUGUACGGUGGCGGUGAACACGAUGUUACCACCGGUGCAGGGUGCCCGACCCCGACAGCCGGACCCGGGCUGAGUUGGUGGACGAUGAUGAACGGCGGCCUGUACGAGGACAGCCCGCCGGCACCACCGCCUCCGUCGUCCGUGUCGCUGCAGCCACCGUCGGUGGACAUCGCGCGCGCCGCGCCGGCGGCCGUCAUUAAGACGUCGCCGUCGUCCACGCCGAUCACGUCCUCCGUCACACCACCGCCACAGCAACAGCAACAGCAGCCACCGCCUCUGUUGCACAUACCGGCAAAGCGGUUGCAAUCGCAUUCCAUUGGCGGUGGCGGCGGCAGCGGUUACGAGUGCAUGGACACUGCCGCCGGUUCGGCGGGCGUCAUCAGACACUCGCACCACCAGUGGAACGCGUACUCGCCCGCCGUCGUCGACCACGCCGCGUUCGACCAGUACGCCGCUCCGCCUCAUCACCACCACCACCACCAGCCGGCCGCGCCGACCUACUACAACCUGGCCGCGGACGCUAGCGGUGGCCACCAUCACCACCAUCACCACCAUCACCGGACGUCCAUGGACGGCGGCGGUGGUGGCGGUGGCGGCGGCGCAAAACCGCCCACCGGCCUGCCGUUCUGGUCACCCGCGGCCACCGACUAUUGCGGCGGCGGUCUCGGUGGCGGUGGCGGCGGCGGCGGCGGCCUCGCCAGUAAAUACACCAACGGCGGCGUGACGCCGUGCAGCAGUUCCGCAGGACCGCCGUCGGCCGCCGACCACCAUCACCAGUUCUCGCAGUCCUGGUGCACCAACUAUUCGCCGUACACCACCACCACGUCUUCGUCGUCGUCGUCGUCCGUUGCCGCUGCAGCCGCGGCCGCAGCCGCAGCCGCCGCUUCGGCGUCCCGACACCCGUCCGGCGGCGGCGGUCCGGCCGACACGCCGCAACCGACGUACCUGCAGUCCGGCAGCCCUGGCGACGACCGGGGCGGCAACAACUCGUCGCGCAUGACGUCCGGCUCGGCCGACGGCCCGGCCGCCGGUCCGUUUGGCCACGACAACGCGUACCAGCCGCCGCCGCCACCGCCUCCGUCGUCGUUGCCGCUCAGGAACUACGGGAGUUCGCACGAUCCCGUCACGUCGACGCCUUACCCGCCAACAGGUUCGUUGUCGAGCAUCGGGAUGGGUGUCGGAACUAACCCGUUGGAGUGGACGGGUCAGGUGACCGUGCGCAAGAAGAGAAAACCGUACUCGAAGUUCCAAACGCUGGAGCUGGAAAAGGAGUUUCUGUUCAACGCGUACGUGUCCAAGCAGAAGCGCUGGGAGUUGGCCCGGAACCUGGCGCUGUCCGAACGCCAAGUGAAAAUAUGGUUCCAGAACAGGCGCAUGAAGAACAAGAAGAACAGCCAGCGGCAGGCCGUGCAACAGCAGCAGCAGCAACAACAGCAGCAGCAGCAGUCCAACAACAACAACAACAGCAACGGUAGCGCCAACGCCAAUCACCAACAUCACAUGCAGGUCAUCGGCGGCCACCACGGCAACGGGCCCAUCAAACACCAUCAGUGACCGUUGCACUACUCUGGAGCCGCCGCCACCGCCGCUGCCCACCCACCGAUGCACAUGCACCACGUACACCAUCAACUACAACCGCUACCCCCGCCGCCACAUCACCUACACCAUCAUUACCCGAUGCAAUCCGUCUAAGUACUGUAACAUCCGAGUAAGUCCGAGUACGACGUAAGUCUUAAUCUAUUUUACAUAACACGAUAUAACACAAAUUAUAUACAUUCGCGGGGAAGAGACCGACUUUUUUUUUAGAGUGGCCAGAAAAUGCCGUGUACGAGUCUACAGCAUUUAUAGGUAUGACAUUAUAUUAUAUCGAUUAAUAUCGGAAACAGAUUUGGCUACGACAUUAACGCCAACGGGAAUGUCUCUCGACGCACGUGAUCGAAUUUCUGCGCCGUCCGUUUACCGUGAAAUUCGUACUCGGGCUAUUCGUAUAGUCCGUAUAGACCAUUCAUAUAGGAAUAUCGUAUAUUCAUAAUUCUUCCAAACCGGACGAGCACCGUCUCCUAUCCCAAAUCUCGCUCAAACACAACAAUAUAAUAACAUUCAGUCGUAGAUUAGCCGUAAAAAUAAGAAACCUCCAAUCGAAAACAAAUAAUGUUUGAAAUUACAAAACGGAAGGGUAAACGCGGUAUUGGUACAUAAAAUAUAUUUUAAUCGCGUAUACGGUUAAUAAUAUUAAUGUGUAUUAUUUUAACAUAUUUAGGUGUACCUUUUUAAAAAUCCAUCGGCUCCAGAGUGUCGACAUUUUAUAAUAUUAUAAUAUGUUAUAAAUCAUAAUGUUUAAACGUGUACAUAUUAUAUAAAUAUACAUAAAAUACAAUUUAAGUUACUACGUUUAUAUGAGAUUAUACUAUUAGGCUAAAUAUACAAUACAUAACGCAAUGUGUUUUUACUAUUUAGAUAUUAUGUAUAUGUGUAUUUAACGAAACGUGUAUAUGCCGCAAUAUAAUGAUGUAGAAUAUUAUAAUAAGUCCCCGAGUUGGACGCGUUCGAGUGUGAUGCGAUGAUAUUAUUAUAAUAAUAUAGCGUCGUUGUAGGUAUUUUAUUUAAAAAUGAGUUAUCGUUUCUUUUUUCCUUUUUUUUUUUUACUUAGCCUCUAACUUAAAUAAUAAUAAAUAUUAUAAUAAUAAUAAUGAAUAAUGAUAUACAUAAAACUAUAUAGAUCGUUUCUCGAAACAUAACCAGUGGUUUUUAUAUAUUUAUUAUUAUAUUAAUAAUUUUUUUUUAGACGAAAAACUAUCGAUCUCCGUCUUUAAGCAAGUUUUAGCGUUUUCUUAUAUUUUUUUUCUAAUAUUUAAAUAAAAAAUGUGUCGUGUAAAUAUGUAAUAUAACUUACUAUACUAAAUAAUUAACUAAAGAUAUUUAUAAUAUACGCAUAGGUAUUGUACAAGUCGUAUGCAUAUAAUAUAUAAUAUUGUUUAAUUUAAACUGCAGUUGUAUAGGUAGAUGUUAGUCGGUUUUUUUCGAUUUCUCAAUAUUUCCCCUAUAGUAUUUAUAUUAUAAAACAUUGUUCACACACACCUAUUUAUAUAUAUAUAUAUACAAUCAUUGCAAAAUGUAUGUACGACAAUAUUAUUUAAACAGUAAGACAAGACAGUUACAAAAAUACAUUAUAGCUAUAUGAAAACGGUUUAUCGCGGCUUUCGUUUUGUUAAGUUUUUUUUUUAUACAUUGUAGCUAAAGCAUUUAAUUGCAUAUUUUACAAUUCUUUAUAAUAUACACACAUUUUUUUUCAUAAAAAAUAAAAAUAAUUACCAGUCUUAUUGAAGUAUUAGAUCGCAAUUUAUUUGAAAUAUAUCUGCGAAAUAAAUAAACGUGUAAUUUUUCUUUCUAUUGUUUUUUUUUUUUUUUUUACGUUAUUUAUGUUCUGGUUAUGUAUGACUAUUAUUUUGUUAUAUUAGUUUCAUUAUUAUUAUUUUUAUUAUUAUUAUUAUUACUAUCAUCAUCAUUAUUAUUAUUAUAUUUUUUUUCGUUCGGUUCAACUUUAGUGUUUUAAACAUUAUUUAUUGGUGCCAAAAUCUAUUUUAUUAUUGUUUUUAAUGCGAUCCUCCCCUUACCCAUUCUUUUGAAAACGCUUUAAUCGUUGCGUAUACCGCGUUUAUAUAAAUAUAUAUAAUAGGUAAUUUUAAUGUAAUAUUUAUACAUUAUAUAAAAAACGAUUGAACUCAAUUUUUCUUUUUAAAAUAGAUUUCAGGAAAAAAAUUAUUUUACUGUAUAUAUUAAUAUUAUAGAUUAUGGGAAUAUAAAAAAAAAGUAUUUAUAAUUUAUUAUGACAUUGUAUUAAUGAACGAACUCGCGCGACCGAUAUAUUUUGUCCAAUAUUAUUAUAUCGUCAUCUGUAUCGACCUAAGUAUUUAGUAUACUAAUAAUUUAAUGUUAUUUGAGCGUAAUUAUAUUAUAAUAUAAUUUAAUAUAAUGUAUUACAAUAACACUUACGCAGCAUAAGAAUGUAAUAUGGGCAAUAUGAAAAACUGAAAAAUGUGAUUAUAUUCGGUUCGCGUCAAUUGUAUAUGUACUAAUGUUAAACGAAAUGGAUAAUAAUUUUUUUUUAUUAUUAUACCUAUUGUACCUUGUAAAUUUUGAUUUAUUUGUAAGUUAGUGUAAUUUUUUUUUGUUUUUUGCUAAUUAGUAGACUACAUAUUAUUAUUAUUAUUAUUAUUAUAAUUACGUGUAAAUUGAAUUCUAUUUCAAAAUUUGCUACAUACAUAUUAUUAUAUAUUAUUUACUAUUUGUCCUAAAUAUAUUAACCCGAUUUGUUAUAUUAGUAUUUUAAAAAGAAAAAAAAACGAUACAAAAAUCAGCGUUAA
This is a messenger RNA of Rhopalosiphum padi (bird cherry-oat aphid), 5404 nucleotides long. RefSeq names its product homeobox protein abdominal-A homolog. Gene Ontology annotation, molecular function: RNA polymerase II cis-regulatory region sequence-specific DNA binding; DNA-binding transcription factor activity, RNA polymerase II-specific. Gene Ontology annotation, cellular component: nucleus. The record is from RefSeq and is a predicted model, not a curated record. Gene Ontology annotation, biological process: regulation of transcription by RNA polymerase II. Lineage: Eukaryota; Metazoa; Arthropoda; Insecta; Hemiptera; Aphididae.